Galdieria sulphuraria is the source of this 3020-nucleotide messenger RNA. RefSeq names its product archaeal ATPase. The coding region runs from base 35 to 2515 and encodes 826 amino acids. The record is from RefSeq and is a predicted model, not a curated record. The transcript has a single exon. NCBI's taxonomy places the organism in Eukaryota, Rhodophyta, Bangiophyceae, Galdieriales, Galdieriaceae.
GUGAAUUGAUUUCGGAUUGGCGGCGACGUGUAAAAUGAGUUUGAACGAACCGUUGAUAGAUAGAAAAGAAGAUGUUUAUUCUAUUCUUCGAACUUAUUACGACCAGUUUUCUUCAGCUGCGGGAAAAUUAGAUCUUUUACGUCCUGCAGCUUGCUUCUCCCCUCACAUUUUUGGGGCGGGCAAGAGUUGUGUUGGUGAAAAUUUUUUAAAGUUUUUAAAAAAAUUCGCCGACGAAGAAGAAGAGCAGAAGGAGACGGAGGUUUUCAACAAGAGCUCGUCGGGAAAAGUUGAUUUGAAGUUUUUUUCUUGGAAACACUUUGCGGAAAACACUUUGUCAGUUUGCUUUAAACUAGGAGAGAGCUUUUCUCGUGCUCCUUUUCCAAGGUUUCUAGAGGCUUUGAUGUAUAACAUAGCUAUGGCUACAGCCCAGUGUAAUGGUAUGACUGCCCGAGAAAUUGUAGAAUUCACGGACGCAGCGAUGAAGCAACCAAGUGUUUUUUUAUUUGUCCAGUAUCUUCUCGAACAAUUUCAGAAACAAUAUUUAUUUUUGAUGAUAGACGAACUUAGUCACCUGAGUGACCUCACCACAUACUAUAGUGAACUUACCACGAAACAGUUCGUCGAGUCCGAUCCAGGUUAUAUCCCGUAUCGCAAAUUUUUUCGAACUGUAGGUGAGUUGCUUGAUACAGGAAAAGUUAUCUUGUAUAUUGCUGGGCGAACUGCCGAAAUCUCAGCCCGCCUGUCUGAUGCUCGCUCUAGUAGUGUCACCCUCCAUAUGUUGCGGUUGAAUCCCUUUAACCUCCAUGAUAUUAACGAAUAUAUUGAGCUGGCAACUUAUAGUGGAAAGUCCUUGAAGGACUGUUUAUUGCCCUCUGAUGAUUUACGAUAUCGAUUCGUAGAGUUGUUGAAAAAGAAGACAGGGGGCAUUCCGUUGAUUGUAAGGAAUACUUUAUUAGCCCUAGUAGAGAAAGUUGCGAACUUAUCUCAACCUGUUAUCAACGAUGACAAUAUGGAACUUUUAUUAGAUAGUGUCUUUGAAGAUAUACUAAAUGAGUCGGGAACGUUUAUUAUUCCGGAGAUACUAGAUUCCGCAACCCUUCUUCGAUAUCAAUUUGUCCUUUUGAAUUAUCAGCUCGGAACAAUUUUUCCAAUUGACUUUGUAGUUACUCUAUGUGGAACGAGAACUUAUUUGAUGGACUUGGUUGCAACUUUUGGGUUUUACUGUGAAUUUUGUGGAAUUGACGGGAUUGAUAUGGGCACCGAAUUCAAGAUUGGUUGUUGUGAAUUUAUAUUGCGAGCUCAUAGCAGCUAUAAAUUUUUCCGUGAGGCUAGUGAAAUCUUUCCUUUAUCUCCGUUUAGUUAUAUUUCCGACAAUGCAACAGCAAAAGGAGUCUUCUUUGAAUUUAUAUUUAUGAAGAUCUUUCGCUUUCGCUUAUUAACUUUUCUUCAUUCUAAUUCCUCGCCUAUUGUACAUUCUGCUAUUCCAGGAAUUUUCCAGGGUUCUUUUAUUGAGCAGGACAGUGUUUCUUAUUCUAUGGAAUCAACAAAAUCUUAUGAUAUACCCAUCUUGAGAAAUGUCUCUGAUUCAUUUUCUGGUCAUUAUAGGGAUUAUUUACAACGUUGUGGUAUUUUUGUUCCGAAAGAUGGCAAUUCUAGUGGUCCUGAUGCAUAUGUUGUAUUCCAUAAUGGACAAACACGUUAUGUUGUUGGAUUUUCAUUCAAAUUUUAUCACAAAACUGAAUUUUCGAAAACAAAUAUUGAGAAGGAAGCAGAACAAUUUUUUAAGGGAGUUGUUUCCGUUUUGAAUGACGAAUCUUUUUCAUCUCUUCAACUUCGUUUUCAGUUUGUGGUAGUAUGUACUAGAUAUGAUCGAUCUGUAGGUUUCUCUACCGAAGAACAUAAUGUUGUUGAAGAUGCAAGUGGUUUUGUGACUCAACAUUCUUCGAGGUCAACUUUGAAUGAAAGUAGUCGAUCAUGUCUGCAAUUGGUAAUUGUUUCUCAAAGGAACCUUGAAGUAUAUUUGGGAAGAGAUAAUGUCGAAGUGUUGAGGAAAAUUGGGGAAGCAAAUCGAGGAGAGUUCAGUAAAGACUUUUCAGUAUGGUGUGAAACUGUCUUUGAGUCGAUGUUCAAUGAAUAUGUUUCAUCUUUGGAAACGGAGCAAUCAAAUGUUACUUCAAGAGUGGCUCGAAAUAUAAGACCGAGAACAAAUGAGGAGAAUAGGAUGCAAAUGGAAGGUUAUCAAAGUGCUAUGCAAGUGGAAGGAGGAGAUACACGAGGCGAACAAAGUGUUGCAGCAUCGAGUUCUUUGUCUUCGUCAUUUGAUUGGAAUGCUUUCUUAAGAGAUCGUUGUGGUCUUUCUGAAGAGGAUGUUGCCUAUUGUUUGCCCAGGUUGUCCUUCAUAGGAAUGAUAGAUUUGAGUGGCGUGACAACAGAGUUUCUUUUGAAGUGCGGUAUCGAUAGUCCUUCACUAAGAUUGCGAAUUAUGUUAGGAAUACGACAGUUUUUAGCAAAGUAGCUUUUAUGGACUAGUUUGUGGUAUGCCCAUGAUUUCCCUGUAGAAGAUGAUGGAAGCCUUAUAGAAGUCGUGGUCCUAAUAAAGACAUGUAAUUUUUGUUUUUAUCUCACUGCAAAGUCAUUACGUGCUUAGUAACUUGAGAUAUCUUGCCAAUAUGCUGAGGAAGCAAAAAGCUUCUGUUUAGUUGUUCUUUAUUCAGAUUCAUCUACAAAAGUGUUGGCAAUCUUUUUAGAUAAACUUGCACUUCUUUUACCGUUUGCAAAUGUUAGUUACGUUUCCGUAGAUAUGGAUUUCAAUUUCCUUAUCGCAUUGCCACACUUGAACUUCAAGUGAACUCGACUUUGAGGUAACUUCUUUAAGGGAGGUGUUCUGAAAUAACACUAAAUAUGAAUAACAUGACCCAAAGUAUUAUUGCUCACAAAAGAGCUUAUGGUUCCCUCUUUGUUAUUUUAAACUUAUUUUUCAAUACUACUUAUCGUUAGAUAAUGAAGAAUCUGUUUCAAGC